Messenger RNA from Ylistrum balloti, 2390 nucleotides. RefSeq lists its product as uncharacterized. The coding region runs from base 303 to 1298 and encodes 331 amino acids. NCBI's taxonomy places the organism in Eukaryota, Metazoa, Mollusca, Bivalvia, Pectinida, Pectinidae. The record is from RefSeq and is a predicted model, not a curated record. Gene Ontology annotation, molecular function: FMN binding; riboflavin reductase (NADPH) activity. The transcript has 11 exons.
GAAAAAAUGAAACCCACGUUGUACACUUCAACAUGACGAGAUCAAACUUAGCAAGGAUUUCUUUUUUUUAAUUUUAAUUAAAACUAGAAAAAACACCCAUGGCCACACCGAGAAACAGUGUACUGCUACCAUGAGGAAAUCCCAUGGAUAAUUGCAGCAUGGUGGAAAAGGCAGGCAUCCUACAACGGGGAGGUGACAACUUGAUAAUUCAACAGAUAUGCACCAGGGUUGAUUUGGAAUGCACCAUGUAAAAAACAUUUUAAGAUUCAUUUCGUCACCAUUAUUUACUAGUGCAGCCCAAGAUGAAUUCCAGAUAUAUUGUUCAACUACAAGGAAAAAAGCUUACCUCCAACUGGUCACGUAUAUCACAUUAUGUUCCCAAGUUAUUCUCAACUGAGGCAAAGUCGACAAAUGUUGGUGAUGCCUAUAAAAAUGUUAUGAGGAAGGUCCCACAGCCAGUGGUGGUUGUAACGACGUCUGGACAUGAUAUCUUAAACAACAGCUGGUUGAAAAGGGGAGUAACCUGUACAUCCUUCAGCAGUGUUUCCUUAGACCCAGCAGUUGUCUCCUUCUGUUUGAAUCAUUCAAGCCGCAUGCAUGACCUUUUGCUUAGGACUCAGCAGUUUGCUGUCCAUGUCCUUGCCAGGGACCAGGUGAAAUAUGGUGUACAUUUCUCUGAGCCAGUGAAGGAUGGCAUUUGCCAGUUUGCCAGUGUACCCCACCACCUAGGGAAGGAGGGCCUUCCUCUGAUAUCUGGGUGUUCAGCAGUAUUGGAGUGCAAAGCUCAGUCUGUCCAUACAGUUGGGGACCAUCAUGUUUGGUACGGAGAUGUUUGUAACGCUGUUGUCAAUCAUAGCACACCCGACCCUCUUCUGUACUUCAUCAGGUCAUUUAGAUCCGUUGGAGAUGAGAUAUUUAUAAAGGCAUUUGAGGAUGCUUCCUUACCGUUUGAGGACUGGACCCAUGAGGCACAUCUAAAGAUGGCGUGGAAUUACAUUUCGGAGUUCGGAAAAGAUGGAGCCACCCCUCAUAUUGUAGAAGGCAUACAGAACUUUAACAAACAAAACGAAGAUAAGGUGAAGUAUGAUUACCACGAGACCAUCACAAUGUUCUACAUAUCAGUGGUAACAGACGCCAUACAGAGGGGUAAUGCAGAUUGUUUUGACGACUUUAUCUCGUCACAUACUUACCUCUUAGACAGGAGUCUUCCCUCACAGUACUACUCAAAAAGCAGGCUCUUCAGCCCAGAGGCACGACAUAGGUUUGUUUCCCCAGAUAUACGGCCACUACCUUGUUGACAACUAUAACGCUGUAUGACAUGCAUUGCUAUGUUUUUGUGAUAUUACUGAGAAUUGCAAUUGUGUGAUAUUUUACAGUAGUUGGACAUGAUGAUUUUUUUGCCAAAAAUUCUCAUAUUUUUAAUCAGUGUUUUAUUUGCAUAUCAAGAUCGGUGUCAUAUUGGAACAGGAAGAAUAUAUUGUUUCUUGUGUUAAACACAUAUUUCCCAAUGGACUGGUUACAAUUACUAUAUAUUUAUAUCAACUCAGAGGUAAUGCUUCUGUCUCUAAUUUACACUUUUUUAAGUGUACAUUUCUUGCAUAUUUCAUGAUGUAAUUUUUCAACAAUAUUUGUGUUGAAUUUUUGUUUGCUGUGUGAUUUGCUCAAAAGAUAUAUGUUAGAAUUGUAAACUAUCUUAGUACUACAGGAUAUUUGAUUAGAUUUUGUCAUUUCAAGGUGAAAGAAAUGUAAACUGUGUAUUAUCUUGUCUGUGGUGCAAGAAGAUGAAUUCUUAUUUGUUAUGUCAAACUAAUUGAUUUAGCUGGUCAAUACAAGUAUGGUUAAAUUUGUAUGUCUAAUUUCCUGGUCAAUUUAUAGAUAUUGAUAAUAGAAUUUUAAACAUUGGAGAUAUUGAUGUACUUUAUAAGUGCAUACUUCGGCAACCUGCUAGUUGUUUUUGUAAUGCUGGGCGAAGAUUUUAAGAUUUUUCAUAAUGAAGUAAAGUUUUCAGUUCAACAGUUAAAAUAUUUCACUGAAAACUGACCACCGGGGUUCUUUACAUAAAUGGUACUUUGGUGCUUUCUUUUUCUAAAGACAAGUUCUGCAAAAAUAUUUUAGAGUAAUUGUCUUUCAUGUUUAUGGGGAAAGUAAUGAAUGUAACUAAUUCUUUUUUAAAGGAAAAUAAGCAUUGUUGACUAAUCUGGUAACUGUAAUAUGUACAAUGUGCAAAUACACUAGUUGUACAAUGAGAGCACAAGGCAGCUUACAAGCAGUUUUUAACUUAAUUGUGCAAGUUUUAAAAGUGUGUACUAUUUUGUGUAAAUCAUUAACUUUUUUAACAUGACCAUGUUGUUUGGUCUUUAUUUGUUCAUUAAAAGUUAGAUUUUUUUAGA